AAGUCCCGGGCCCUGAACCCAGCCAGAAGGAGCAGUUGGUCUUCGGUAGUGGAGACACCCUGGAACUGAGCUGCCACCUGCCUGGAGGUGGUCCCAUGGGGCCCACCGUCUGGGUCAAGGAUGGCGCAGGGCUAGUGCCCUCGGACCGCAUACUGGUGGGGCCCCAGCGGCUUCAGGUGUUGAAUGCCUCCCACGAGGACACUGGGGCCUACAGCUGCCGGCAGCAGCUCACCCAGCGUGUGCUGUGCCACUUCAGUGUGCGUGUAACGGAUGCUCCAUCCUCAGGAGAUGAUGAAGAUGGGGAGGACGAAGCUGAAGACACAGGGGCCCCUUACUGGACUCGGCCUGAGCGGAUGGACAAGAAGCUGCUGGCUGUGCCAGUCCCAGCCGCCAACACAGUUCGUUUCCGCUGUCCGGCUGCUGGCAACCCCACUCCCUCCAUCUCCUGGCUGAAGAAUGGCAAAGAGUUCCGUGGGGAGCAUCGCAUAGGGGGCAUCAAGCUACGGCACCAGCAGUGGAGCCUGGUCAUGGAGAGCGUGGUGCCCUCGGACCGCGGCAACUACACCUGUGUGGUGGAGAACAAGUUCGGCAGCAUUCAGCAGACGUACACGCUGGACGUGCUGGAGCGCUCUCCGCACCGGCCCAUCCUGCAGGCGGGGCUGCCGGCCAACCAGACGGCAGUGCUGGGCAGCGACGUGGAGUUCCACUGCAAGGUGUACAGUGACGCCCAGCCCCACAUCCAGUGGCUCAAGCAUGUGGAGGUGAACGGCAGCAAGGUGGGCCCCGACGGCACGCCCUACGUCACCGUGCUCAAGUCCUGGAUCAGUGAGAAUGUGGAGGCCGACGCACGCCUCCGCCUGGCCAAUGUGUCGGAGCGGGAUGGGGGCGAGUACCUCUGUCGAGCCACCAAUUUCAUAGGCGUGGCUGAGAAGGCCUUUUGGCUGCGUGUUCAUGGGCCCCAAGCAGUUGAGGAGGAUCUGGUGGAGGCUGACGAGGCUGGCAGUGUGUACGCAGGCAUCCUCAGCUAUGGGGUGGGCUUCUUCCUCUUCAUCCUGGUGGUGGCAGCCGUGACGCUCUGCCGCCUGCGCAGCCCCCCCAAGAAGGGCCUGGGCUCACCCACCGUGCACAAGGUCUCCCGUUUCCCGCUCAAGCGACAGGUAACAGUAUCCUUGGAGUCCAAUUCGUCGAUGAACUCCAACACGCCACUGGUCCGCAUUGCCCGGCUGUCCUCCGGAGAGGGCCCCACGCUGGCCAACGUCUCUGAGCUUGAGCUGCCUGCUGAUCCCAAGUGGGAGCUCUCCCGGGCCCGGUUGACCCUAGGCAAGCCUCUCGGGGAGGGCUGCUUUGGCCAGGUGGUCAUGGCAGAGGCCAUUGGCAUCGACAAGGAGCGUGCUGCUAAGCCCGUCACUGUGGCUGUGAAGAUGCUGAAAGACGAUGCCACCGACAAGGACCUGUCAGACCUGGUGUCCGAGAUGGAGAUGAUGAAGAUGAUCGGCAAGCACAAGAACAUCAUCAACCUGCUGGGGGCCUGCACGCAGGGCGGGCCCCUGUACGUGCUGGUGGAGUAUGCGGCCAAGGGCAAUCUGAGGGAGUACCUGCGGGCACGGCGGCCUCCGGGCAUGGACUACUCCUUCGACACCUGCAAACUGCCUGAGGAGCAGCUCACCUUCAAGGACCUGGUGUCCUGUGCCUACCAGGUGGCCCGGGGCAUGGAGUACCUAGCCUCCCAGAAGUGCAUCCACAGGGACCUGGCUGCCCGCAAUGUGCUGGUGACAGAGGACAACGUGAUGAAGAUCGCAGAUUUCGGCCUUGCCCGCGACGUGCACAACCUUGACUACUAUAAGAAGACCACCAAUGGCCGGCUGCCUGUGAAAUGGAUGGCACCCGAGGCCUUGUUCGACCGAGUCUAUACCCACCAGAGUGACGUUUGGUCCUUCGGGGUCCUGCUGUGGGAGAUCUUCACGCUGGGGGGUUCACCAUAUCCUGGCAUCCCAGUGGAGGAGCUCUUUAAGCUGCUGAAGGAGGGCCACCGCAUGGAUAAGCCGGCCAACUGCACACACGACCUGUACAUGAUCAUGCGGGAAUGCUGGCACGCCGUACCGUCGCAGCGGCCCACCUUCAAGCAGCUGGUGGAGGAUCUGGAUCGCAUCCUCACCGUGACGUCCACAGAUGAAUACCUGGACUUGUCGGUGCCCUUUGAGCAGUACUCCCCGGGAGGCCAGGACACCCCCAGCUCCAGCUCCUCGGGGGAUGACUCCGUGUUUACCCAUGACCUGCUGCCUCCGGCCCCACCCAGCAGCGGGGGCCCAAGGACAUGAAGGGUCACUGGUCCUGCAGGCCGAGCCCCCCUAAUGUGAGAGCAGACCCCAGCCGACUCUGCUGCUGCCGCUGCUGUUGCAUGCAGUCAGCCUGGGCCCCAGACCUGCUGCAGAUGGACAGACCGACGGACGGAGCUUCAUAUCUGUGUGCCUGUGCGUGUGCGUGAGAGCCUUAUGGCCCUCGAGGGUGAGGACCCCGGGGUGUCUGCACUGCUGUACAACAAUCUCCAGGGUCAGCAGCACCGAAGGGCUUUUCUUCUGGGGAGACCAAAUGUCGAAUGUAAGGGGACUCACCCCGUGAGACCCCUUGGGGCAGGGGGCUGGGCCAGAAUGCCUUGGCUCGGGCCUGUCGGCCUCACUGCCACUCCACAGGGAGCAUCACAGAGUGGGCCAGGCUCUGGUGUCCGGGUGGGCCCUGGCCCCUCCCAGUGCCCAAAGCUGAGCCUGCAGGGAAACCCCCAUGGGGCGAGCCUCCCGCCUGAGUGGCAUCUUGUGCUUGGGGGUGAGUGGGCAGCUCCUCUCCUCCAGGCCUCCCCACUAGCCACCCUGCCCCUCAGAGGCUGAAAUUACGGGUACCUGAAGGUGGGAGCCUUUAACUUCUGUCCAAAAGGUUCAUUCCAGAAACGAGUGUACAUUUAUAUAAAUAGAUGCUGUGUAUAUGAUAUACAUACAUACAUAUAUAUAAAUAACUAUAUGGAAGAAGAGGCUGGUACAACGGAGGCAUGGGAUCCUGGGGGUGCAGGAGGCAAGGGGUUGCCCUGGUGGGAGGAGGUCCUCAUGGGGGACUUGCUGUUGAGACAAAAUGCAAAAAAAGGCAGAGGAGCAAGGGGCUUUUCUGUCACUGCAGUUUUGUUUUAAAAAUUGUACCUGGACCUGUAUAUUUGUAAAGCUAUUUAUCACCCUUGUCCUGGCCCCCGCCCCGCACUUAGUAUUUAGCCAGCCACGUGGCAGAGUUUUAAGUUUUAACUUAUUAACAGCUGAGAAAGUUGAUGUCACAUUUAGACGGAUUGCAGGAAUGUAUGUCCAGAUUAUAUCCCAAGGCCGAAGCUGGCCCCCUUCAGGUCUAAAAGGUCAUUAAUAUUUGGAGGUGUUUCCAGUGAGGAUAUUUUAUUUCCUUUGGCCUUCUUUUUGCAGGGGAAUUAGAUUUCUAUAGGAUUUUUUUCUUUAGGAGAUUUAUUUUUUUGAAUUUCAAAGCAAGCUAGUAUUUUCAUACAAAUUCUAAUUGCUGCAAGUUCCAGGCGGGGAGGCAGUGUCCAGGGAGGGGCUGGCCCUGCGUGCAGGUUCAGAUGUUAUUAGAUGUUCCAAGUUUAUAUAUAUCUAUAUAUAUAAUUUAUUGAGUUUUUACAAGAUGUAUUUGCUGUAGACUUAACACUUCUUACGCAAUGCUUCUAGACUUUUAUAGCCUGGACUGCUACCUUUCACAGCUUGGGAGAGAAGGCCGUGAAGUCAGCUUUGUUACUUUUUGUACUGUUAAUGGGCCCUGAGUUGGGUGGCUGUCCCUUGCUCGCCAACCGGCUAGCCAGCACGGUGGUGGCUCAGGGCAGCCUCUUCUCAGGGCCCAGCCACUUGGUGGCCAAAGGUGUAGGCCCAAACCGGCAGAUGUGAUUUUGUUAACCCAGCAGACUUUCUAAAAAAAUAAAAGAGAGACGACUGGUUCUGA
Tupaia belangeri chinensis (Chinese tree shrew) is the source of this 3978-nucleotide messenger RNA. RefSeq names its product fibroblast growth factor receptor 3 (gene FGFR3). The record is from RefSeq and is a predicted model, not a curated record. Gene Ontology annotation, molecular function: fibroblast growth factor receptor activity; fibroblast growth factor binding; ATP binding. Gene Ontology annotation, biological process: multicellular organism development; positive regulation of kinase activity; protein phosphorylation. Lineage: Eukaryota; Metazoa; Chordata; Mammalia; Scandentia; Tupaiidae. Gene Ontology annotation, cellular component: plasma membrane; signaling receptor complex.